AAUACAGGCCUUUAAUUCUGUAGGUGUAAGUAAUCUUCAAGAGAGAAGCGAGCUUUUGGAAAGGGGCAGUAGGGGUAAGACUCUCCCCACCAGGUUAAGAUCCCUGUCUGGAUCUAACUAUAGUUACACAGAGACAUCUGCUUCACUGGGGCCCAAAAGUGGCCAAAGUAUAAUGGAGCGGAUAGAGAAACUCUUUGGACCUACUGGUUUUGGUAAAACGGAUGACUACAAAAAUAGGGAUUCCUCUAACAACUCUGAAUCAUCAACAGAAUCCCUCAUUUCACAGCAGCAAAAGCCUCAUGAGAAGACAGCAGGGGGCACCUUCCCUAUGAGUUUCUUCUCGAAGGAGAGCGAUAGUGCAGUGAAAAGUGGACUUUCACUCUGGACACAAAAAGAUGCCAAUGCCUCAGGGUUUGAGACUUCAUUUUCAUCUGGGGCAAGCAUAAGAGAUAGCUCACCAGGAGGGUGGAUGCAGGGAAGGUAUUCAGAGGAAAGUGGAGUUAAUUGGGGCAAGGGUUUUAUGGAAACAGGUACAAGGUCCCUGGAUAGAGCCAGGAGUAGGUCCAGUAUAGCUGCACAGAUUAGAUCUGCAAGGGCAAACGCACAGCCACAAACUUUGUUAGAAGAGACACCAGAUUCUUUCAGAGAGUCGUCUGAAUUCAGAGACAAAAGCAAAGACGAUAGCUCUGCAAACAACGGAGAGGAAAACAGAAAAACUAAUGUAAUAAGAGGGAUGUUGAGAGACAGGACUAGAAGUGUUGAUGGACCAGAUCAAAUAACAGAAUUGAAGGGUGGCAAUGCUUAUGAGGAUGUAUUUGAGACAAAUCCACAGAAAACCAAUGUGAAAACAGCAGAGAGAAAGAAGGCUCUGUCUGUCUCCUCAGCAGCCAGUGUUAGAAAGAAGAUCAACCAGUUUGAGGCUCUGACACAGCGAACUCAGAGUUUUGCAACAGGCCAAGUCCAAAUACCCAGACGUACCUUUUCUGUACCAGCACAAGCCAGCAGGGGACAUGAAGGAGUGAAGAAGAGCGGGUCUGCAAAAGAAAUAAAUGAGCUAAGGAAAAAGUGGGCAGGACUCCAAGAAGAAGGGGAGGCACAAGAUAAAAGUGAAGACAAAAAGAUGGGAACAGUAAACAAGGUUUGGCCUGACAGAAAUUUAUCAGUGGAUGAAAUUGGACUAAGAAUAAAGAAGGAACAGACAGGACUAAAUGACUUGGAUCAGAAAAGAAAAAUAGACUCUACUGACGAUUUAAAAUUUUCCGGACUCAAGACUACCCAAGAAAUGCCUCACGAAAGUGACAGAGCUGUAAGUGGAAAGCUUGGCACAGACGAGAUAGAUUUCUCCAAAGCCUCAAGCCCUGAAGAGGCAAGUGAGAGAGACGUGACAGGCAGCAGUACACCAACCCCACUACCACCCUGUGACCCUUCACACAAGGAAAGGUCACACUCUGAUAUUACUUCACCAGUUAGCGAUGAUGAACAGACUCCAACAAACAGCCCUAGCUAUUUACUCACUACUUCACCUGUGGCACAGCUGGGGGAUGUCACUCCCACUGCCGACAGUGACAACAAAAGCCCUCCCGUCUUCACAUGUCCAGCAAAAGAUCCAGACUCUUCUCCUCGCGCUCUUCCCACAUCUUCUAACAACAACCUUCAAGAUGUCAUCUCCCCAGACAUCCAAACAACACCCCAGAAAGGCAAGAAACGGUUAUUGGACCUGAAUGCUUGGAUAGCUGGUUUGAACCCAGAUUUGAAAGUCUUUAGUGAUGAUGAGGAUGUUGAUGAUGAUGAAAGCACCCAAAAAGAUGAUGAUUCAAACUAUGAUUCAGACUCAGGAGAGUCCUCAGUUACCAUCACCAGCAAUAUGAGUCAGUCAGAUCGCAGGAGCUUCUCUGUCACUCUUUCGGACCUGUGUAACUUUGCUGGAGCUGACUACGAUUCAGAGAAUGACAGCGAUGACUGGCAGUCAACAAACCGGCGUACCGCUUCAAUGAGCUCAGAUAUGUCAGCGUUUUCCUGUGUGUCUGUGAUGCCCGCUGAGGAGCUCGACAAGCUUGUAGAGGAAGUGAGGAACCUGGGGGACGAUGCCCUGCAGGACUAUGAUGAUGUGCAGGUAGUGGUUCUCCAUAAAGAUGUGGGAGUCGGACUAGGCUUCAGUUUGGCAGGAGGCGUGGACCAAAACAAGCCCAUCACUGUUCACAAAGUAUUUCACUCAGGUGUUGCAGCCAAGCAAGGCUCUAUAAAGGAAGGUGACCAGGUUUUAUCCAUCAAUGGCACAGCACUAUCUGGGAGUACCCACUGGGAAGCCUUGAGGGUUUUAAGAAGGGCAAAGGCGAAGGAUAUGGUAGUUGUGGUGGUGAGGAAGGGGGACAUCAUAGACAGCUCUAAGAAAGGAGAAGAGGGAAAUAGUCGGGGACAAACACCGGAACAGUAUGAGACAGGUCAAACAGUGUCUGUGCAACUGCAGAAAAACAGCCGGGAUCUGGGCUUCAGUCUGGAGGGAGGUGAAGGCUCAAGUCUGGGGAACAGACCACUCACCGUCCAGAAAAUCUUCCAAGGAGGUCCUGUUGACAUGGUAUAUCCCGGUGAUGAGGUCCUAGAAGUCCAAGGGACAAGCGUGGUGGGGAUGAGGCGCUUAGAAGCCUGGACUUUGAUCAGAACACUUCCUCCUGGGCCUGUGGAUGUGGUGCUACGUCGCUCCCAUAAGCAUCCAGAAACAUGAAGAUUAAGGAAGCAGUUUACUCCUUGUAAGAUUAAAGGGAUAGACCAAAAACAUAAACGCUAUCUAUGAGAGGCUGUAUCUCCUUCAGUGGGCAAGAACUUGAAAUCUGGACAUGAUAUAGUUAAAAAUGCGUUUAUGUACAGGCAGUAUAAUAACUAUAAUAUCCUAAAGAAAAAGAAAAAUAAGCUUGGAGACCAGGUCAAGGAUGUAUAUUUUUCUUACAUGCUCUUUUUUAACAGGAUUACAUCUACCUCAAGGCCUGGCAAACCUUUUUAUCAGCCGAAUCAUUGAGUAAUUGUGGCUCCUACAAGCAUCAAAUCAACCAACAUUUGUAACAGAUAGAUUGAUCAGUUCAAAACAGAUCAUUUGGUACCUGUAAGUGAAAAACUAUGUUGUACUAUACUGUUAAUAGUUAAUAACUUUUCCAUUGAGACUUUAUAUUUGUUUUUAAUAAAAGCUAACAAAUUGAUGUUU
This is a messenger RNA of Pundamilia nyererei, 3196 nucleotides long. RefSeq names its product serine-rich adhesin for platelets. Gene Ontology annotation, biological process: leukocyte chemotaxis; induction of positive chemotaxis. Gene Ontology annotation, molecular function: cytokine activity; CD4 receptor binding. The record is from RefSeq and is a predicted model, not a curated record. The transcript is spliced from 6 exons. The coding region runs from base 173 to 2722 and encodes 849 amino acids. NCBI's taxonomy places the organism in Eukaryota, Metazoa, Chordata, Actinopteri, Cichliformes, Cichlidae.